GCACGAGAGACCAUGAUGGGUCAAUUAUUUGAGAGCACAGCUGUGACGAUAUCUUGAGUGCGAUAAUGACGACGGGUUGUUGAAGUUGCUUGGUCCAUUCAUAGGGUACGCACUCAGCUCUGACCGCAACCAAUUUACGCGCGUACUGUAUGGCAACGCGACGACGCGCAGCGCGACAAUUUCAAGUUGGACAUCCUCUUUCCCCACAACUACUACUAACCAACUUGACAGUGAUCUUGUGGCUUUAUAUGAGAUUGCAUCCAAGUGCAUUAUCUUGGCAGCUUGCAUCCGUCCACAAGCACACUGCAUCUUGCCGAACCCAUCCUUUAGGGCGAUACACCCGGGCACCGUUACGAUGCCCUCGCGAAAAAGCGACGCGCGCCGCAGCGACGUAUCCGUGGCGAGGUUUGUGCUCGCCGAAGAAGACAGCACCAUGACGACCGAAUCGCCUACUCCAGCAGCACCACCCGCGGCAAAGGAGCGCUCUGAUUCGGUCUCAACCGCCGCCCCUGCUCAACAAGGGCAACCGGUCGAUAAGAAAGACAAGGAAAAAGGGAAGGAGAAGGAGAAGGAAAGCGACGGCUUGCCAAUCGAGGACCUAAAUCUGCCCAAAUCCAUCAUCACCCGUCUCGCCAAAGGGGUGCUGCCGCCCAACACACAAAUACAAGCCAACGCGAUCCUGGCCCUGACGAAGAGCGCUACAGUCUUCAUCAACCACCUGGCGAAUGCCGCAAACGAGAACACCGUGAACUCUGGCAAGAAGACCAUCAUGCACACCGAUGUCUUCAAAGCGCUUGACGAGACAGAGUUCGGCUUCAUGCGUGAGAAGCUCGAGGCCGAGUUUGCCAAAUUCAACGAGGUCCAGACCUCAAAGCGCUCCACAUACCGCAAAAAGGUAGCCGCCGCCAAGAAAGCUGCCGCCGCCUCUGCCUCCGCCUCCGGAGGCAGAGGCGGCAGCCCAAGCCAGAGCACCGACGCCGGCGCCGCGGCCGACAUUUCCAUGAUGAGCAUAGGCUCUACCACCGCCACUGCCAGCGUCGCCGGCGGGCACCAGCCUCCGUCGGCCUCAGGAGGGCCGGGCCCAGCUAGGGCGGCCAAGAAGGCCAGGCUCGACCCUUCUGCCGACUCGUCCAGGAUGGAGGUGGAUGAGGGUGGCGAAGGGGAGAUUUCGGACGCGGAGACGGUGCCCGAUGAGCAAGUGGAAGAGGACGGGGAAGAUGAUGAAGAAGAAGAAGAAGAUGAUGAUGAUCAGGAGGAGGAUGCCGACGAGGAAGAGGAUGAUGACGAGGCAGGGGGCGAGGGGAGAGACGAGUUAGAAGAACGGACAGCCAGAGGGGAGGACGAGGACGAGGCGUUAGAUGACGACAGUGACUAGGAGUGUCGCCUACGUCCAAAUCGAGCUAGCCGGGGAAGAUGGUCGGGCAGGUGGGUCGAGUCAAGAGAGUGACUACUACUAGUAGUACUGGGCGCAACGGCCGGGCUGUGUGACGAUCGAUACAAAGCCGUGAAGUCACCUACUAUCAUCCCCUCGAUAUGGGGGCCACUGUUGGAGUUCCAUCGAUCAUUAUUUGGGCUUAAUGGGCAGUCAAGCGUGGCAACGCUCGGCUCUUUUUGACCUCAUUUGUCAUAAGUGUAAUUCUUGCCGAAGAGCCCAACUGCCCAGGGGUUGGUGAGAUAGGGACAGCCGCAUCCAGGACAAAGAGCUGCCGGUAGUAUCUCGGCACCGUUCUGUCACCUCCUACAUAGUAUAUGUUGAGCAUCGCUUUUUCAUAGGGUUACAUUCUCGGAAGCCAGUUGGUCAGCCACUUGGGUCAAGUGAGCAAGCAAACUACUAGCUCAAUCCGGCCAUG
This is a messenger RNA of Chaetomium strumarium, 1850 nucleotides long. RefSeq lists its product as uncharacterized. Gene Ontology annotation, cellular component: epsilon DNA polymerase complex; CHRAC. The record is from RefSeq and is a predicted model, not a curated record. Lineage: Eukaryota; Fungi; Ascomycota; Sordariomycetes; Sordariales; Chaetomiaceae. The transcript has 5 exons. The annotation marks the transcript as partial. Gene Ontology annotation, molecular function: protein heterodimerization activity; chromatin DNA binding. Gene Ontology annotation, biological process: DNA damage response; heterochromatin formation; leading strand elongation.